Meleagris gallopavo (turkey) is the source of this 6134-nucleotide messenger RNA. NCBI's taxonomy places the organism in Eukaryota, Metazoa, Chordata, Aves, Galliformes, Phasianidae. The record is from RefSeq and is a predicted model, not a curated record.
AAUUAUACCGUUUUAUUCUCCCUUUUGGCUCUUCGCUGUGCCAAGAAAUUUUCUGUGGAAAGCUGGAAGUGUCAGGAAGAUGUGGCAGUAGUGACGGAGAGGAGUAUUGUUGCUCGGUCGUUAAAAAUGUAUAAGCAGCUUCAGGAACGCAUUGCUUCUUCUGAGAGGGAUAUUGUCCUUAAUUCUGCUUGGUGUUUAGAGACUUUUAUCUUCUGAGAGAGCCCACAACUGUUUGUCUAGGCUUGAUUUAUUUUCUUCUGAAUUUUCAAGGCUAAAAGUGAAGAGAGAAUUAAAGGGAAAAGAAGAAGACAGACUGGUGCUGUGCGGAGCUUGGUCAGUGCGUUGGGCAGCCCAUGGCCUGCAGCUGUCCUAAGGUCCAGAGCUGAACUGCAAAGCUGUGUCCCCACAGCUCCCAACACUUUGUUGUCAUAAUCCUUCCAUCCCCGAAUUUAGAGAACAAGAGGAACCUGGGGGCAGUGAGGGAAUGAAGAGAGCGCAGAGGACUGCAGUGCUUUGAGAAUGGAAGCCCUGAUGCUAUGCUAAGGGAGAAGCGUCUGCUCCCUGCCCUCUUUCUCAUCCUUCUGUUCCACUCUUCGUCCCAGGCACAGUGCUGGAGCACCUCCAUCACCAGAUGGUCCCUUGUAGGGCGGUGGGAGGCUGUGCAGGGCUGCUGUUUGCUGAACCCAAGGUGCGUUCCUACUGCCAACAGCUGUCCCUCAGGUUAGUGCUCACAAAACCAGGCGCUGCGAAGUUGUUCUGAGCAGUGUGUAAUGCUGAGGUGAAGGCAACCUCCCUCUGUGCUCCAUGUUCCAGGUAAUUACAGCCCCGCCGCUCACGGAGUGGGGCACAGCGGGUGCCCUGUGUUUGUUAUUUGCCUUUGCUGUUAACUCCAUGCUGGCGAUGCAAAGGCAGCUGCGUGCCUGCAAACCGCGUGCUUCACCUCUUCGCCACACCGGGCUGCAGACAGGAGCAGCUCUCUCUCCUGGGUCUGUGCUGCAUUGGGAUCAGCACACGGUGCUGUUUUCCCUCUACAUUUCCCUGCUGCAGCCCAUGAUGCUGCUGCCCUGCAGAUGCAGGUACGAUAUUUGCCCGUGCGUUUUGGGGCAGCUCAGCACCUUGGGGCUCCAGUGGAGUAUUUGCAGGUGGGUAAAUCCAACUCGCUCCUGCUGCUUUGUCAAAAUAGCUCAGAAAGUUCUGCAGUAACUGCUUCGAAGUGCUCAAAUGAUAUGUUGCUUCACAGUCUGCCUCUGCUGCUGCUGCCAACGCUUCCGAGCAACCAAUUUACCACGCGCUUCACCUUCUUGGGCUUUUCCCUGGUAAGCAUUACUCUGUGACUCCCACUGAAAAGAGAAAAUUGCCAUUGCCCUUUGCAGGGGUGGGGUAAUGACUUCCAGGUGGGAUUGAGCAGCUCCUGCUUCUUUAACAUGUGCUGAGCAGGAAACCAGAGCACACUUGGGAUGCCUGGCUAACACCUGAGCUAACACCCGAUUUUCUUAAAUGUGAGAGCACAGGAGCUUGGAUUUCCUACAGCGAUGUGGUGCUGGGAGGGUGAGUGACUGUGGGCUCAGCCCCUGCCUUGCACCAUCCCUAUGGGCCCGUAUUUGGCAAAUGGAAGAGUGCAGGAGUGCUUGCCAGAAAGCUGGAGAAGGGAGAAGGCAACAGGAAACGCUCACAGUCAGCAUUUGAGGACAUUACUGCCUGCAGAGAUAAUUUCAUCGAGAUGAGGGACAAGAAUUUCUUUCAUAAAGCAAAAUCUUGAUCUAACUAGUGGAAAUGGUGUUUGUUAACAACACGUUUAACUGCUCGGCAGGGAUCUGUGUGGAACAAUGUGCCGUUACCUGCACCAGGGAGUGUUUGAGCUUUGUGGGUUCUUCAUGAGCCCCUCUUCGUUCUUGCAGUGUUGGGAUUUUGAACGUCAGAGCUCUGUGUUGGGCAUGGGACUGCCUGGCAGGAGGAGGGGAGAAUGGACCCUCAGGGUCUCCUCUUGUUGGGAAGGAAAUAGGGAAGGAGAUGGGGCUGGAGCAGUGUGAGGAGCUCCUGUCCUGGUCGGUCUCUGACUGCCAUCCCUUAAUUUGUGUUUUGCUAUGAGUGUUUGGUCCUAUCCCAAAUCCAGUACGUUGCAGGUCGGUUUAAAUUUAAAAAGAAAAAAAUGUAUAUAUACGAGGAAUGAAAUAAGAUGUGACUCAAUAUUGAUUUCCAUUUGUUUGUGUGGAAGUGCUACCAUUGCCAAGAUGAAAUAUUUGGACUUUUCCUUGGGUUUCUCUCCCGUAUUUUGCUAGAAGCUGAUGGCCCAAUUUGACUCCAGUUCCCAAACAAUUCAUGGUCUGUCAAUUGCUCCCUCCUCCCCUCUGGUCAAUGGAUCCUCAUGCCGGCUCCAACACCCCAUCGUCACUCCGCGGUGCUCACGGUGCUGUGCUCUCCCCACAGAGUGAUGUCAUGCCCAAACCACCGUUGGGCUCCAUGAGGAUUUAUGGAAGAUGCCCCGUGUAUGGGCGCCUCUGGUGCUCCUUCUGCUGUGGCUGAUGAGGACGGCUGCCAGCCCACACGCCCUGCGCAUCGCCGCCAUCCUGGAUGACCCCAUGGAGUGCAGCCGGGGGGAGCGGCUCUCCAUCACCCUGGCCAAGAACCGCAUCAACCGCGCGCCCGAGCGCCUGGGGAAGGCCAAGGUGGAGGUGGACAUCUUCGAGCUGCUGAGGGACAGCGAGUAUGAGACGGCAGAAACCAUGUGCCAGAUCCUUCCCAAAGGGGUGGUGGGCGUCCUGGGGCCUUCCUCCAGCCCGGCCUCCAGUUCCAUUAUCAGCAAUAUCUGUGGGGAGAAAGAGGUUCCUCACUUCAGAGUGGCACCGGAAGAGUUCCUGAAGCUGCAGCUCCAGCGCUUCACCACCCUCAACCUCCAUCCCAGCAACACCGACAUCAGUGUGGCCGUGGCAGGAAUCCUCAACUUCUUUAACUGCACCACUGCCUGCCUCAUCUGUGCCAAAGCUGAAUGCCUUUUAAACCUAGAGAAGUUGCUUCGGCAGUUCCUCAUUUCUAAGGACACGCUCUCAGUCCGGAUGCUGGAUGACAGCCGGGACCCUACGCCUCUCCUCAAAGAGAUCAGAGAUGACAAAACAGCCACCAUCAUUGUCCAUGCCAACGCCUCAAUGUCCCACACCAUCCUGCAGAAGGCAGCCGAGCUGGGAAUGGCAUCUGCCUAUUACACAUAUAUCUUCACUAAUCUGGAGUUUUCACUCCAGCGCCUGGACAGUCAGUUGGAUGAUCGAGUCAACAUCCUGGGAUUUUCCAUUUUCAACCAGUCUCAUGCUUUUUUCCAAGAGUUUGUCCAGAGCCUCAACCAGUCCUGGCAGGAGAACUGCGAUCAUGCUCCUUUUACUGGACCAGCACUCUCCUCUGCCCUGCUGUUUGAUGCCGUGUACGCCGUGGUGAGCGCCGUGCAGGAGCUGAACCGCAGCCAGGAGAUCGGCGUGAAGCCGCUGUCCUGUGGCUCUGCCCAGAUCUGGCAGCACGGCACCAGCCUGAUGAACUACCUGCGCAUGGUAGAAUUGGAAGGUCUCACCGGCCACAUCGAAUUCAACAGCAAAGGCCAGCGUUCCAACUAUGCCCUGAAAAUCCUGCAGCACACACACAGCGGCUUCCGGCAGAUCGGCCACUGGCACGUUUCUGAAGGACUCAGCAUGGACAACAGGAUAUUCUCCUCCAACAUAUCUGACAGCCUGUUCAAUACCACACUCAUCGUCACCACCAUCCUGGAAAACCCUUACUUAAUGCUGAAGUGGAACCAUCAGGAGCUGGAAGGAAAUGACCGCUACGAGGGCUUCUGUGUGGACAUGUUGAAGGAGCUGGCAGAGAUCCUACGCUUCAACUAUAAGAUCCACCUGGUUGGCGAUGGUGUCUAUGGAGUCCCUGAGGCAAACGGCACGUGGACAGGGAUGGUCGGGGAGCUGAUUGCUCGGAAAGCCGACCUGGCAGUGGCGGGGCUGACGAUUACUGCGGAGCGGGAGAAGGUGAUUGAUUUCUCUAAGCCAUUCAUGACUUUGGGAAUUAGCAUUCUCUACCGAGUUCAUAUGGGUCGCAAGCCUGGCUACUUCUCCUUCCUGGACCCCUUUUCCCCCGGCGUGUGGCUCUUCAUGCUGCUCGCCUACCUGGCCGUCAGCUGCGUCCUCUUCUUGGUGGCUCGCUUGACGCCCUAUGAGUGGUACAGCCCCCACCCCUGCUCACAAGGCAGGUGCAACCUUCUCAUCAACCAGUACUCACUGGGCAACAGCCUGUGGUUUCCUGUCGGGGGGUUCAUGCAGCAAGGCUCCACCAUCGCCCCCCAGGCGCUCUCCACGCGCUGCGUCAGUGGAGUCUGGUGGGCCUUCACCUUGAUCAUCAUCUCCUCCUACACGGCCAACCUGGCUGCCUUCCUCACGGUGCAGCGCAUGGACGUCCCCAUUGAGUCUGUAGAUGACCUGGCAGACCAGACCACCAUCGAGUAUGGCACCAUUCAUGGCGGCUCCAGCAUGACCUUCUUCCAAAACUCCCGCUACCAGACGUACCAGCGGAUGUGGAACUACAUGUACUCCAAGCAGCCCAGUGUCUUUGUGAAGAGCACGGAGGAAGGGAUCGCGCGUGUGCUGAACUCCAAUUACGCCUUCCUGCUGGAGUCCACCAUGAACGAGUAUUAUCGUCAGCGCAAUUGCAACCUCACGCAGGUCGGGGGCCUUCUGGACACCAAGGGCUACGGGAUUGGCAUGCCCGUCGGCUCCGUGUUCCGCGAUGAGUUCGACCUGGCCAUCCUCCAGCUGCAGGAGAACAACCGGCUGGAAAUCCUGAAGCGAAAGUGGUGGGAAGGAGGCAAGUGUCCCAAGGAGGAGGACCACCGGGCCAAAGGCCUGGGAAUGGAGAACAUUGGUGGAAUCUUCGUGGUUCUCAUCUGUGGCUUAAUCGUAGCGAUUUUUAUGGCAAUGCUGGAAUUUUUGUGGAGCCUUCGGCACUCUGAGCAGUCAGAGGUGUCGGUGUGCCAAGAGAUGGUGACAGAGCUGCGCAACAUCAUCCUCUGCAAGGACAGUUUCCACCCCCGUCGGAGGCGAGGGGUGAUACGGACUCGCCCCGCUAUCCCCGAGGAGCGCCGAGCCCGCAGCACGACCACGCUCAGCAACGGGAAGCUGUGCAGUGGGGGAGAGCCAGACCCCCUGGCACAAAGACUGGCACAAGAAGCUGCCCUGGUCGCCCGAGGCUGCACGCACAUCCGCGUCUGCCCUGAGUGCCGCAGGUUCCAGGGGCUUCGGGCACGGCCGGCUCCGGGCUCACCUGCACAGAGCGAGGAGAGCUUGGAGUGGGAGAAGACCACCAACAGCAGCGAGCCCGAGUAAUGCCGGGGCGGGGGAGCCGGGGUGGGCCGAGAGGGUCCUGUUCCAUUUUACAGAACACGGACUUGUACAAUGUCAAACUUGUUUUUAAAUUAAAAGCAGUUACCCAGCUUCUCCAGAGCAAGGCAGAGCGCUGUCGGGCCGACGCACACGCCUGGCCGGAGGGUCGGCUUUGGAGAGGAUGCACCGGGAGUGGGGUCCUCAGGUGAGCUGCCCCCAUGCAGCUCCGAGGUGGGAAGGAGGGACGCGGUGGGGAUCGGGGUAACAGCAUCACCCACCCCUGUGGGGGCGAGUGCUGAUCUCAGAGCUGCUCCAUCCCGGGCCAGGAGGAAGGAUGCUACGCUGUCUCCCCAUCACACUGACUCACAGGGGAUGAUCUCAAUGGGCGGGAGGGUGGGAAUUUUUAUUUGGUACAGAUGAGGGAUGGGAAGGGGAGAGUCGUUAUUUUUGUUUUGUUUCAUUUUGGGGUACUUCAGGACUUAGUCUCCAAGGCACUGGGUGUCAGGUGCUGGAUUUCUUCCUUUCUAGAGUGUGGCACUGGGCUGAGAGAGGGAGGAAGGGUGGGACACACUCCCCCUGAGAAGCAGCACACGCUGACAGUCUGAAGAGUUAACAUACAUAUAUAUGUAUAUAAAUAUAUAUGUAUACAUAGAUAUAUAUAUAUAUUAAAAUGCCAAAAAACAACCAACACACACAGUGAUCUCAAAGAGGCCUUGAAACGCCUGGAAUUUCAGGGGUUCUGUGUCUUCUGUUUAGUUCUGGGGUUAUCUGCUUUGGUUGGGU